AUGCAAGGACAAGGGCAGAAGUCAGUCGGUUCUAAGAGAGAACCUGUGUGGAUCAGUCGCAUUCUUCCUCCUCCAUCAAGGAAACCAACUAGUGCAGACUCGGGAAUGGUUGAUUAUCUCAGUGGUGAUGUUUACAAGACAGAGCGAUUUUCAGGAGCAUCGGGAUCUAUACAUACUGCUGUCCCAGACAAUUCCAACAACCGUAAUCCGGUCCAUCCCCCCAGUCCGAUGCUAUCUUCUACCCCUCUUGAUUUCAUCAAUCCCACAGCAUCAAUGUUCGCACCAAAACCUGCUUACAAAGAGCCUGUUCCUACAAGCAAAUCUGCCGACCAAUUGCCUCGUGCUCCUUGGGAUGUUCUGUCCCCAAAUGUCAUCCCACCUCCACCUUCUAGGUACAACCGAAGGCAGCAGUUUUUUGAGGAACAACAUGUUUAUGGUGGUGGCCUCGCUAAUUCGAGUAGUGUGUCGGGUUCUUAUGAUUUCUUUAGCUGUACUAACCCAGAAUCUCUCAAUCAAAUCACCAACCUCCAAACAAGAAAAACCAGAAGAUGCCAUUUUUAA
This is a messenger RNA of Fraxinus pennsylvanica, 561 nucleotides long. NCBI's taxonomy places the organism in Eukaryota, Viridiplantae, Streptophyta, Magnoliopsida, Lamiales, Oleaceae. The record is from the annotation of a GenBank genome assembly.